Molecule: messenger RNA, 1998 nt
Organism: Oncorhynchus mykiss (rainbow trout)
Lineage: Eukaryota; Metazoa; Chordata; Actinopteri; Salmoniformes; Salmonidae
Source: RefSeq, a predicted model, not a curated record
ACGCGUGUCUGCCACAGGGGGGUAGGGGCUUCUCCAAUUUACCGGCGUCUCAGACAGUUCUGUGUCAGUAGCCAUAGGAUAUAGGCUGCCACCAUGGACGACCAGGGAUAUUAUAGUAAUAAUAGAAUCAAUUUGACCAAUUCAGGAGUUAAUCGGAGAACAAAUAAGCAGUCUGGAAAUAAUGCAUGGCAAGAGCCCGGGGAUUCCAAUCCUGAUGUCAAUGUUAACGCACCUGUUAACGCGAACACCGACCCACAAACACAGCAGGAUCCAACUCAGCCUCGAUAUUCAGAUGGGUUCACCAUGAUACCACCCAUUGAAUCACGAAGGAGUAAACUACAAAUGAUGGCUCAGAAAGAAGAGGAGGAUUUACAGAGAUGGAAGGAAGCAAACAGACCUGGUCCUGUCCAGCUGGCCCCAGAGAGGCUAGGUGGUGCUGUGUCAUUGGCUGAGGCCAGAGAGAGGCAGCUGUUCGAGUUACGCCGAUCUAAACUGCAGAAACAGCUGAGAAAAGAGGAGAUGGACCGGCAACGGAAACAGGCUGAGGAAGAGGAGAAUGACAGGAUGAAGGCUAAACAGCGGGAUAAGGCUGAGAGACUGGAGGAGAGGAGAGAACAGGAGGAGAGGCAGAGGAGAGAAGUUCUCCAACAGGACCACCUCAGGAAGACAAAGCAGUUCCUUCAGAGGGUGGAGAGGUCAGAUGCAGCUCCAUUGGCAGUGACUAGUGCCUCACACACAUCACCCUGGGCCAGAGCCCAGGAAUACAGGUCAGAGAGGAGAGAGGAGGAGAACACCGCUCUACAGCUGAAGAAGGAGGAACAGAGGAUGAAGAGUGAGGUUUUGGAGGAGAAAGAGAGUAAUCAAGAGGAGGAGAGGAUGAGAGAAUUGAGAAGGGGGAGAUCAGCUUUCCUCGACCGACUGCAGGGUGGGGGCACAGAGGUUGCAGGGGGGCAGAAUGAGCUACAGCGCCCCCCUGUGGCUUUGGGGGAGGACAGGAGUGGCUGGCAGACCCAUAGCCAGACCUCCCGACCACAAGACACCUUUACAUCCCCGGAGCCUGACCCAACACACAGCACCUCAGAGUGGCGAGAGGAGACCAAUGACCCAGCAGAGAGCGUCAUGGGAGUGUCCUCUCAGACUGCAGUGAACGGGCUUGGUCUGGGAUGAGACUGUCAUCCUUAUGUCUUGUCUGACUGUGUGUGUGUGUGUGUGUGUGUGUGUGUGUGUGUGUGUGUGUGUGUGUGUGUGUGUGUGUGUGUGUGUGUGUGUGUGUGUGUGUGUGUGUGUGUGCAUGUAUGUGUGUGGGAUUGGAUGAGGCUUUGGUGUUUAGAAUACAAAGCAGAGCUCUGUCAUCGUUUCUCAUUACAAGGAACAUUCAUCCAAAAUCAAAACGUUUCAUAACUCAUAAAGUGGUCUAAAGUCAAGUCUAAAUUCGACGGCAUCUGUUGCACAGAUCCAGCUGUAUACAGAAGAAAUAUACAGUUUUCAUUUAGGGUUUGAUAGGUCAGGAUAUGGUACCUCUGUCUCCAUACCCCAGCAUUUAGAUACAGAUGUAGGAUCUUAAUUUGAUCACUCUUUUGUUGCUGAAAAUGUUCCAACUGGAAAUGCAGAUGAGCUUCGUGAAUCACAUAAAUUCACUGAAAACCCACAUUAACACAUGGUUAUAUUAACAGUAUUGCACUUUUCAUGUAGCCUACUUUUGGCCGGCUAAUAGCCAAACCACCAAUCAAGCAACAUUAUGGACAAAGCGUUCAAAUCCUGUUGCUGCAGGAUUAUUUUGCUGUGACAAUAUACAUUUGAAAUUAAGAUCCUGCAUCUGUAUUCAGAACUAAAGGAUCAUACACUGUGUGUGGUAUAAAACUCCAUGAGAGCAGUUGUCUUGCUUUCCCAGGCUUGUCAAGAGACCGCAACAAAGGAUAACUUUGUUACCUAAUAUGACUGGAAAAAUCAUACAUGUGCAUAAAUGUAAAAUGUAACACUGAACUCUGUUUUUCUCUC